UCCUUGAAACCGGCCGUGAACUGGGAGGCUUGUAACGUCAACAAAGCUGCAAUAAAAGUGGCGUCAUUAGUGUGCAUAUUUUUAAGUUUUAAAGAGAGCAGCUUUCAAUGUCGUUUGUGGGCCCAGAUAAGAGUCCAACUACGCCUCAAGAACAUAUUGAUGGUGUGCCAGAUUUUGGAUGGCGUGUACCACUAGAUCGUCCAAAUCCACCGAAAUGCAAUCCCUUCACGACUCCCCGACUGAAGCACAUUCCUGGUUUCGUGGGACUAAGUUUGAGGUAUAUGACAUACUGGAUCAGCAAGAAGAGACAGGGACGUAAGAUAUUCAUUGAUCACCUCAACCCCAUCGGUCACAAGACCAUCUAUGGGUGUCCUAUUGGUGGGAUGGGAGGUGGUUCCAUUGGUCGAGGAUACCGCGGGGAGUUCUGUCGUUUCCACAUGGUUCCUGGUCUCUAUGACUACAAUGUUGUAGAUGCAGAUCAGUUCACAGUGUGUAUCCGCAAGAAUGGAGUGACAGUGCUCCAACAGGUGCUCUCAUCUUAUAAGAAGACUGGGAAACAUCUCAAGGCCUGGAACUGGACUUUCCCAGCUGGUAAUGCCACCUACCAUGCUCUAUAUCCCCGAGCAUGGACCGUGUACAACAUUCCUGAGUAUAAUGUCAAGUUGGUAUGCAGGCAGGUCUCACCCGUCUAUCCGCACGAGUACAAGGAGAGUUCACUGCCUGCAGCCGUGUUUGUCUGGACCAUCGAGAACAACAGCACAGACGACCUUGACAUCAGCAUCAUGUUCUCAUUCAAAAAUGGCCGUGGUGUGAAGGAGGAUAAGACAGGUGGUUGCUGGAAUGAGCCUUUCAAGUGUGACAGUGAGGGGGGCGACGUCAGCGGCGUCCUCAUACAUCAGACCUUCAGAGAUAUGGCCUGUACAUACGCACUGUCUGCAGCACAGAGGGAGGGCGUGUCCGUGAGUCAUCUGGUGAGCUUUGACCCCCAGGGGACAGGAAGCGAGGUAUGGUCAGACCUCAAGGAAGAUGGACAACUUACAUCUUCAGCAGAAAGUAGUGAAAAGACGUUGAAGGGAAAGGAGAUCGCUGCUGCUGUCUGUGUGCAGUGUCAUGUGGGGGCCAACACGUCGGCCACGGCAGAGUUCAGUCUGGUGUGGGACAUGCCCGUCAUACACUUCAGCUCAAGGGGACAGAAAUACCACAGACGUUACGCCCGCUGGUUCGGGACUGAUGGUACUGGCGCCCGGCGGCUCAGCAGUCAUGCAAUAGGCCGAUACAAGGACUGGGAGAGCAAGAUAGAAGAAUGGCAAAACCCAAUUCUCUCCAACAGGAACCUGCCAGCAUGGUACAAGUCUGCAUUGUUUAAUGAACUGUACUUUGUGAGUGAUGGAGGCACGGUGUGGGUGGAUCCUGCUGAUGGAGACAGCAGCACAUGUUUCUUCCACAAGGACCAUGCCCUGGUGAAGGAGUACAGCAAGUUCCUCUAUCUGGAAGGUCAUGAAUACCGGAUGUUCAACACCUACGACGUGCAUCACUACGCUUCUUUUGCCUUCAUCCAGCUGUGGCCCAAGAUACAGCUUUCUCUACAAUAUGACAUCGCUCAGUCUGUGAUGAGUGAGGACAGAACACGCGUGAAAUACUACACGUCUGGUAAUAAGGGACAGCUCAAGACUCUCCACACUGUUCCCCAUGACGUUGGGGACCCAGAGGAUGAGCCAUGGAAGCGGGUGAAUGCCUACCGGAUCCAUGAGACAGCCAACUGGAAGGACCUGAACCUCAAGUUUGUCCUGCAGGUGUAUAGAGACUUCCAUGUCACUCAGGACAAGGAGUUCAUGGAGAAUAUGUACCCAAAGGUCAAGGGAGUGAUCGAGACAGCACUCAAGUGGGACAUCGACGAUGACGGUAUCAUUGACAACAGUGGCUUUGCCGAUCAGACUUUUGAUGCAUGGACCAUGAGUGGAGCAAGCGCCUACUGUGGUGGGAUGUGGCUAGCCUCACUGCGAAUGACAAUAGAGAUGGCCAGUCUGUUGGGAUUGAAGGAGGACAUGGACAAGUAUCGGCUGGUGCUGGACAAGGGACGGCAGUCGUACGAAACCAAACUUUGGAAUGGCCGGUACUACAACUAUGACAGCAGCACAAGUGGGCACCAUGACAGCCUGAUGGCCGACCAACUUGCAGGCCAGUGGUUCCUGCGGGCAUCAGGGCUGCAGGAUGACGAGGUGUUCCCCCCAGAUCAUGUACAGAGUGUCCUGAAGACCAUCUACGAGAACAAUGUCAUGAAGUAUGGCAACGGUAACAUGGGUGCCAUCAACGGGACCCGUCCCGAUGGCAGUCGAGACACCAGUAGCUGCCAGGCUGAGGAAUUCUGGGUGGGAGUGAUAUACGGCCUGGCUGCCAGCAUGAUCCAGGAGGGUUUGAUAUCGGAGGGCUUCCAGACAGCAUGGGGAGCCUACCAUGUGUGCUGGGAGCAGUACGGCCUGCAGUUCCAAACACCUGAAGCCUAUAUGACCUCCAAACACUAUCGUUCACUCGGAUACAUGCGGCCAUUAUGCAUCUGGUCCAUGCAGUGGACGCUAGAACGAUUCCAGCCACAGUUACUUGAGCAGACAGAAGGUGCUGCAGUCACGCCUACAAGAAGUGUCCUUGUGAAGGAGGUGGAACCACAAGUCCCUGGCACUGCAGAGUCCGGGGUCACAAGAACCGACAUCCAGCUGGAGGUCACUGAGCAAUAAAUUGAUUAUUCACCAUAGGAACUCAUGAUACCUCACUUGGCAUUGUAUCAUAACUUGUGUGUGAAAGAUUUAAAGGGUUUUAUUUAUUAGAUGAUUCUCUUGGAAAUACUUUACCUUAUCCAUCAUGUCAGCCCACCCUGUUUGCCUUUGUAGUUACAUUAAAUUAACACAAAUUCUUAUGCUUAAAGUUUUCUAGAUUGUGAUAUAGAAAAAUGUUGAUUUGAUUCCAUUAUCAAAACUUAAAGUACUAAGAACUCAUCUUUGAAGCAGGACGAUCAGGUUUGGAUCGUUCUUUGUCCUUGUUUCAUAUUUAAUAUAAUUACUUGUAUAUUACAAUAUCAAAUAUUUCAUCUAAAAUAUCAAAUUGGAUUUUGAUGUCUGUAGACCUCCAAUAAUGUUUAAUCGUAUGCUAAUGAUAAAAGAAGUUAAAUCUAGCUCCUUAAGUCUACUACAUAAUUUAUUUAAGUGGCAAAGCUAGAACGUUGUUUAUAUGAAACCAGAAGUUAGUGUGUAUGGAUAAGGUAGAACUGUGAUGGUGCGGUCAUACCUAUGCAAUCAUGUGUACUAACAACCAGACCAGCAGUGUAUAUAUGGCAUCCUUCAGAUUGUUGUUGUUGUUGUAGAUAUACUUUGAGUGCCAAAGGCUUAUUCUAUACCGUGCAAUAUUGUUAUCAAUAUUGUUGUGUUCUGUUUGAAUGAAUAACAUGUGGCCUUGGAUUACUCUUUUCUCUACUGAAACUGCUUGGGGGUAUGACUGCUGUCCUUGAGGCUACUUUCCCAAUACAACUGUGAAAAUGAUUACAAAUGGCUAAAUCUUUCACACCACCAACAUUGAGAAUAUCAUUAAAGACUACUUUGAAAAAGAGUCUAUAAAAUUGGAGUUGAAAUGUUUACAAAGCGAACCUUAUGAAGAAGUAAUCGAUGCCCAAAGAGCGUGAUUGGGGCCAAUUUAUGCUCAAGAGACAAAGUUCAUUAUUUAAGAGAGUGUUGUAUCUUAGAGCACGAGCAAAUACUUGAAUUCCAUGAACUAUACACUGCACAUUGCACCAGUUCCAACAUUCAUGUUCGAUGCAGGUUGAACAAAUUCUCCAAAACUGUUCCUGCAGUAAGAGUUGUGAACUCCAUAAACUGUAUGCUUUCAGUGUGAUAUCGGCAUAUUUAGAAAUAUAGUCCACCUGACAAAUCUAGUGACCAGCCACUGGACGGAUAUUGACAUGAUUAUGUAGAUCACCACAAUUUCUAAGAUGCUUUACUAAAUGAUCAAAGGUAUCAAAAGUACAUGAUCCAGAACACAUACAUCAUAAUAUCAUAAGGCAUUUCAAAUAACCUCACCUGUGACAAUGUAUACCGAUAUUUGGUAACCUCCUGUACACCCGGACCUGAAGUUCCAUUGUGUGACAUUGUUGAGUUGCUAUCAUAGAGAUGAAUGAGAUUUCU
Haliotis rubra (blacklip abalone) is the source of this 4169-nucleotide messenger RNA. RefSeq names its product non-lysosomal glucosylceramidase-like. The transcript is spliced from 17 exons. Bases 108 to 2732 code for a protein of 874 amino acids. The record is from RefSeq and is a predicted model, not a curated record. NCBI's taxonomy places the organism in Eukaryota, Metazoa, Mollusca, Gastropoda, Lepetellida, Haliotidae. Gene Ontology annotation, biological process: glucosylceramide catabolic process; carbohydrate metabolic process. Gene Ontology annotation, molecular function: glucosylceramidase activity; beta-glucosidase activity. Gene Ontology annotation, cellular component: membrane.